Messenger RNA from Diuraphis noxia (Russian wheat aphid), 426 nucleotides. It is a transcript of the gene Osi11, whose product is annotated as Osiris 11. Gene Ontology annotation, cellular component: membrane. NCBI's taxonomy places the organism in Eukaryota, Metazoa, Arthropoda, Insecta, Hemiptera, Aphididae. The record is from RefSeq and is a predicted model, not a curated record.
UAAUCUUUGGCAGUGCAAUGCUCACGGUCAGUUCGGAAGUGCUGCCGUCUUCAACUUCCGAAGUUUCCGGUUUCCGGAUGAUGCUCAACGCCUACAGACAGUGUUCGGACCAAUCGGAAAUGGUCGUGUGCCUGAAGAGUCGGGCGCUCAGAAUGCUGGACAGAGCCAUUCAUAUGGAAAACAUUCAAAUAGCCGACGGAAUAUCUCURGUGAAGAAAUCUGAAAACAACGGCAGAUCGUUGGAGGUGGACAACAGUGAUGUGGCUGAAAAUGUGAUACCCGAGAAUUCAGCCGAAUUCGGUAAACAAGUGGACUCAAUGUUAUACGAAAAACUGUCCAGGUUCGCUAGGUCCAGAUCGCUUCAGCUGUCCAUGCCACAGAUGUUCGACGAAGGCAGAGAUCUCGAUGACGGUGUGUACUUGACUG